Molecule: messenger RNA, 7119 nt
Organism: Penaeus chinensis
Lineage: Eukaryota; Metazoa; Arthropoda; Malacostraca; Decapoda; Penaeidae
Gene: Pi3K68D
Product: phosphatidylinositol 4-phosphate 3-kinase C2 domain-containing subunit beta-like
Exons: 30
Coding region: 154-5835 (1893 amino acids)
Biological process (GO): cell migration; phosphatidylinositol-mediated signaling; phosphatidylinositol 3-kinase/protein kinase B signal transduction
Cellular component (GO): phosphatidylinositol 3-kinase complex; cytoplasm; plasma membrane
Molecular function (GO): 1-phosphatidylinositol-3-kinase activity; phosphatidylinositol binding; 1-phosphatidylinositol-4-phosphate 3-kinase activity
Source: RefSeq, a predicted model, not a curated record
UAAAGAUGGCGUGACGCAAGGAAGGCGUAAGUCAGUGACGGAAUCUCGUUCUCCUCCCAAAACCGAAUGGAUUUUAACGUCACAUCACAACAUUGGAAGAGUGAAUAUAUUUUCCCAUGAUCGAGGGCUGUGAAUGAGUACACUUGUGCUGCCAUGGGAGACGAACCACCCCCACUGCCACCCAAGAUGAGGUCUUCGACAGGUGUGCGCUACACGGAGCAGGACAUGGCCAAGGCUUUGGAGGAAGAAAACAAGGAGUAUGAGAGAAUUAGAAGGGAGCUUGGGCGCUCUCACUCUCAGAGGCAGGCUCCACUGAGGGAGAAUGGACUCCAUGAUGCACCGAGGUCUCAGACUCCUACAGAAAGGCACAGUAGACCAGUAGAAGUUAAGCCAAGGCCUCGACCAGGUAACAAGCCAGCCCAACCUACACCUAAGCCACGCACUAUUAGCCUCACUCAAAACACCCCUAAAGCACCUCUCAAGUCAAGAUCUGCCUCGCAUUCCGUAUACAGCCAUUCACUCAUUGCUGCAGAAUCAGUUUCUGUUAGUAACAGUAAUGCCUCCUUAACCAGCACAAUUGCAGAAAGUGGUAAUGAUCAGCAAGACUUGAUAUCCUUUAAUAGCCCUGAGAAACCAAAGAACGACAUCCUGGAGUAUCUCCAUACUGUUAAUGCAAACCAGAAGUCAGUGGUACCUGUGUCUACUUCUCAGGGAACGUACAGAGUGCACAGUAUAAGUAGACAAUCAUACAGUUCUCACCAUUCAUCUUCUGUGGGACCAACAGCAAGUCUAACAACAUAUCAAGGUGCCAUGACCCCAAUGUUUUCUGGCUCUCAGUGUCCAGCAAUCACUCAAAAUGGAACUUCAUAUCCCAACUAUAGCCAUAGUUCCACAGGAACCUCAUACAGACCAACGUUACCCACAGUGCAACCUACAACUAGUAACCUUAUCCUCAACUACCCCAGUAGCCUUGGACAGUUAGUACCAGUGAUGCCACCCUUGCCCCAAAGAUGCCCAGUGGUUGACCUUCACAAUGUAGGAAAUAUGUUUAAUCAGCUGACAAUACCUAAGGGUGCAAAAGGUUCCCCAGUGGGGACGCCAACCACUGCUGGGUUAACAAUACCAGACCCAGCAAUAAGUGCCUCCACUGCUGGAAGAAUUGUCAGUGCAUCCAACAGUGACGAUCUCAUUGACUUGGGGAAGGGGGGGAGUUUAACGGAUAGUGUAGAUGCCUUAGAAACAAAAACCAGUGUCUUAGAUGUGUUCGAUCCCAUUAUGCUUAAAGCCAAAGAAGAGUUGAGGAGAAAAAACACUUCUGCUUCCAAUAGUGUAAGUAGUAAAGAGCACCACUCCGAUCCAUCUUGCGUUCCCAUCAGUGACGAGGCCCAGGAACUACUCCGUUACAAGUGCAACAAAAAGCUUAAUGAUGAUGAGAUGAGCUACUAUGAGCAAGUGGACCCCUUUGAAUACAUGCACCCUGGGGCAAGCAGCACGAGGUCUGACCCUGUGUAUGACAUUUACUAUGGCCUUGUCAGUCCUGGUGCUGUAGGGGGAGAAACAUUCGACAUCCCUCCACCUCUUCCACCGCGCUCAUCCGUCAAGGAGCCUGAGGUGGAGCUGAGGAAGAGUGUGCGCAGUCCUCGUGCAGAGAAGAAGUUCAUGGAAAAGAAACGAUCUGGUGUUGUACUGGAUGGGAAAUCAAGCACGCGCCAGAUUCGCCUCCUCAAGAUUCCUGCCCUCAGUGCUGAUGAUGAAGCCAGAGCUUUUUGGGACUGCAUCAAGAAGCGCAGAGGGGAGUACACUUGGGAUGACCAUAUUGGCAACCCAGGCCUCCUGCACAGUGCGUGUCUCGAGGGAACGGUGGAUCCCGGGCUGAGUGUUAAAUUGUCGGUGUACUAUAAGGAGAGGGAACCCUUAGCCUUCACGUGUAAUUUGGAUUCAAGUGUAGAGCACGUUGUGAUGCAUACAGUGUGUACACUUGAGUUGCCAGGAGAAUCGGCCGACUAUAUGCUGAAGGUCCGAGGGGUGGAUGACUACUUAUCAGGGGAGACUGUCCUUGGAGAAUAUGAAUAUGUACAUAACUGUAUAAAGUAUGACCAAGAUGUGGCCUUCACCCUUAUGCAUGCUGACUCGGUCAGACACUCUUACCAACGCUCCCAAGAGGAUGACAUCGCUGUGUUAGAUGUACGAGUUGAAGACUUAAUGUCUGCAGGAUCUGGGGAGGUAGUGCACCAUGAGUCCCUGAUCAUUGUUGUGGAAACCUUCGAGACAGAACUCACACGGCUCCAGAAUUCUGGAUUCCUCUUGGUGGAUGGAAUGCCACUGCAGGACCUGCCAUCUCCCAUGAGGUCUCGUAGGCUACGACAGGUGGUGAAACAGAUGUGUGCUAUCUUGGGGAACCUAGAGACGACAGAAGUGUCUGAAUCCAUAAAUAACUUGGUAUCUACUUGUAGAAUCAUCCAACAGAGUCAGCCCAGAGGCACCAUGGAGCUCCAGAAAGGCAUCUUGGAUGGAGAGGAGGACAUCCCUGGGCAGCGCAUCUUGUCUACGGGUUCACAUGACUCCACCAAUCCAGAGGACCUGAAGCAUCUCUUGUUGGAUGCACUUAGUCGAUUAGCUGGUGCUGUUAAUAAUUUUCUGGUCAUGUACGCCAAAGCAUUUAGGGUGGACUUCACCGUGGAUCGCACAGUAGAUGCUACAAAAGAGCCUUGUGACAUAAGAGAAGUGCGAGAAAAGGUGUCAGUAAAGGUCCAGGGUCUGCACCGCCUUGAGCUAGAAUGGAAGUAUGAUGAAUAUUUUGUGGAGGUCCAGCUGUUCCAUGGGUCCCGCUGCAUUGGCCCACCCGUGCACUCGCUCAACAAGAAGAUCGCAGACGACCCCAAAUUCUACCCUAAGGUUGUCUUUAAUAAAUGGUUAGACUUAGGAGCCCGCAUCAACACACUGCCAAAGGAGAGCAGACUAGUCCUCACAGUAUUCGGCCUGAAGAUCAUCGAAGCAGAGAAUAAGAAUGAGCAGCCACAGUACAUCCGGGAGGAACUGGGGUGGGCAGCUCUGCAGUGCUUCUCCUAUGAAGGCAGGAAGUUAACUCAGGGGUCACACCUCCUGACCUUGUGGCCCAUGGUGAGUGACAAGCGUCUGGGGCCAGCUCCUUAUUCCUCCGACCACCCAAGGGUUCACGGAUGCCCUGUCCUAUCGGUUGAACUGAAGGACUUCGGCGGCGAAGUUUACUUCCCUAGUGUAGAAAUUCCGGCCCCAACUAAGCUUGAGUUUUCAUCCCUAGAUCUUAAUACUCAGCAGCAACUCUCUGAUAUCAUUGAGAGAGACAUAUUUAUCUUUAACAAAGGUUCAGUGGAGGAGCGUGAAAUUCUUUGGGAAAAGAGGCACUACCUUCAUGAGGAACCUGCUGCUCUUGCAAAGGUGCUUCUGGCUGCACACUCAUGGGAUGUCUCAUGUCUACCGGAUCUUCACUCUCUUGUGAGGAAUUGGGCAUCUCCUGCACCUGCGGAUGCCCUACAUCUUCUUUUGCCAUGUUUUGCUGACAGCGUGGUAAGGGGGUGUGCAGUGGGAUGGAUCAGAGGUCUUGGAUCCGAUGAACUCAUAAGCUUCCUGCCACAAUUGGUUCAGGCUGUGAAGCAUGAAGCAUGGGACAUUUCACCAACAGCAGAACUACUGUUAGAGCGAGCACUAACAUCACCCAGGCUUGCACAUCAUCUGUAUUGGUUACUCAACCAGUGCCUUCCUCUUCAGACCAAUAUGGGUGGUGAACGCGAAUUGGUGAGUGAUGCCAGAUAUCGCCGGAGGCUCAACCUUGUCACCCGUGCUCUGAUGGCCAUCUGUGGAAAGAACUUGGAAAACAGACUUCUCACACAAGAGGCCAUACUAAGGAGUCUUUAUGCCACAGCUAUGAACAUCAAAGACACAAAGGAUUCACAGAGAAUGAAUGUCCUCGGCAGAGACCUGGAAAAUAUCCACUUCAAUUUGACGGAAAAUCCCACAUCACUGCCACUGUCCCCAUCACUGGAAGUUGCUGGAGUGGAUCUCAAGAACUGUUCAUACUUCAAUUCCUUUACGGUUCCUCUCAAGUUGGCUUUCUUGUCCUCGGAGGAUAAUACUGAUCCCAUUCACGCCAUCUUUAAGGUGGGAGACGAUCUUCGCCAAGACAUGUUGGUUAUUCAGAUGAUACGUCUUAUGGACAAACUGUGGUUGAAGGAAGGGCUCGACCUCAAAGUUGUCACUUUCAGUGUUGUUCCUACGGGAGACAAGAUUGGAAUCAUCGAGUUAGUGAAAGAUGCUGAGACACUUCGUAAGAUCCAAACAGAGUAUGGCGUGACAGGAUCUUUCCAGGACAGACCGAUUGCUGAAUGGCUGGCUAAGCAGAAUCCAUCACAACUUGAGUACCAGAGGGCUGUAGAUAACUUCACUGCUUCCUGUGCUGGCUAUUGUGUUGCGACCUACAUCCUGGGGAUAUGCGACCGCCACAAUGAUAACAUCAUGCUUAAAACUUCUGGCCACUUGUUCCACAUAGACUUUGGCAAGUUUUUAGGCGAUGCGCAGAAAUUUGGUAGCUUCAAGAGGGACCGAACACCUUUCGUGCUAACAUCGGACAUGGCCUAUGUCAUCAAUGGAGGAGAGAAGCCCUCAGACAAGUUCCAGGGCUUUGUUGACCUCUGCUGCCGUGCCUUUAACAUUAUCAGGCACAAUGGCCACCUCUUGCUGUAUCUUUUUGCUCUUAUGGCCUCUUCUGGUAUUCCGGGAGUAACAUGGGAUGCAGUGACAUACGUUCAACGUGCACUCCUGCAAGACAAGACCAAUGCUGAGGCUGGAGCAAUGUUCUCACGCAUGAUCCAGGAGUCUCUGAAGUCAUGGUUCACACAGGUGAACUUCUUCAUUCACAAUCUGGCACAGCUGAGGUUUACAGGGGACCACUCAGAUGAUCUUCUCCUCUCCUUCAUUCCUCGGACUUAUACGUCAUCACAAGAUGGCAAGAUCCGCAUGGUACGACUCUACAGUUACCAAAAGCGCUACAACCCCAACAAGUACUAUGUGUACAUCUUGCAAGUUGACCGAGAGAACCAGAGAGAGCCGACGUAUCUAUUCCGUUCUUACAGAGAAUUUUCAGAGUUCCAUCAGAAGCUGUGCCUUGUCUUCCCUCUGGCUAGAAUACACAGCAUACCGAAGGGCGUGCAGAUUGGAAGGUCGGAGGUGAAGGCGGUAGCUGAGAAGAGGAAGCUGGAGAUUGAGCUCUUCUUGGCAACCUUGUUUGACCUUGCGCCGGAGAUUGCCCACUCAGACCUCGUCUACACCUUCUUCCACCCACUCCUCAGGGACCAAGAGGAUACAGAUAUCCAUUUAAAGAAGCUGAAGGGUAAAGAUACAAGGACAAGCAUCUCAUCUGCGUCACCAAACAGUGCUGGGCAAGUGCAAGGUCAGGUCAAAGUCAGUGUGCAGUACCUCAGAGGUCAGCUGCAGAUCAUGGUGCACCACGCCCGCAACCUGUCCCUGACAAGCCCCGGGCAGGAGCCGUCCCCAUACGUCAAACUGUAUCUCCUGCCAGACCCCCACAAGAAGACCAAAAGGAAGACGAAGGUCGUAAAGAAAACAUGUCACCCGACCUUCAUGGAACCAAUCACUUACCGCAUGUCUCAAGACAUCAUAAAACAGAGGGUGCUAGAAAUUAGUGUUUGGAGUGAGGACAAGUUCAGCGAGAAUGUCUACCUCGGGAGUUGCUACCUCCGUCUUUCUGCCCUUGACCUAAAGGAAGAGCAGUGUGAGUGGCUUAGCCUGGAGCAUCAACGCAACACAGCACUUGGACAUACUAUCCAGCACAGAGCUUAGUCUUUGAAUAAUUAUGACAAAUGGGCCCCCAAAUGCUGAGCAUUAUAUUGACAGACUUUGAUGAAAAGAAGCUUUACAGCCCGGUGUGGUAUACAUUUAUUGUGAUGUGUGAUAAUGUAACAGAAGGCAUUUAUUAGAUUGCUCGAAUUCCCAACCGCCCUUUUUUGUGUGGCUGAAAGGAACUUUGAAGCAAUUUGAAAACACAUCACAAAGGCAUGAAUUUAUUGUGAGACUUCCAGGUUUGGGAAGGUCAGUGCUUUGAUCAUUUGAUAUUGAUUAUAAUAAUGUAAGUAUUAUCUUUCUUCUUCAUACUGUUUGUUAGCAAGUGUGCAUUACAUCUCGGAAAUAACCUUUAAAGGUAAACACAUAUUGAAUGAAUAUGAUAAGGUUUCAUGAUAAAGGGAAUUAAUCGGCUAGUGAUUUUAUAUUGUAAUAUAUACACAAUUAUUAUGCGAAAGAGAAAGGUACCAGGCGGUGUCUAAUAUUGGUGUUUGUCUUUGAUUACUUUGUAAUAUAACAACUUUACUACAUGCAUAACCAUGUUCAUAUUCACAAUAUUUAAACUUCUCUUGCAAUUCCACAUCAGGCAAAGAUAAAGGAAUGACAAAGUUUUUAGACCUAGUAAUUUAUAGUGUAUAAAAUAAUAAAUAUAUAUUUUUUCUGUAAAAAAAAAAAUUAACCUCAUUUUGUAGAUUCAUUCUGUUAAAGUAGAUUUUUAUAUAUGUCCAAUAAAUUCAGAUGUUCCGGAGCACCUCAGGGGUCCAUGACUUUGUGUAUACAGUGUAAAAGGCUCCUAUGUCAAUAUUAAUUUAUCAUGAACUAAUAUUAUUAUUUGUUUGACACUGUAUAUUUUUAGGGAACUUCAUUGCAAGAUCAGUCUGAGUAAUCAGUGUAAAUUUUUUAAGCAUACUCUUUUUAUUCAAGGAUUCAGUACCACAUGUGAAAGAUUAUAGUAUUAGGUGAAUGUGCAUCAGUUUUUAAAGGCAAAAAUAUUGCUAGUCCCUCAGUUUAGUGAUGUGAAAGGGUCCCUUGCACAAGGUUAGGUAAGAAUCCCUCUACAUGAUAAAUAGAAACUGAGGAUAUAGAGUGCUUACGCCUUCACAUUCAGGUACUAGAUAAAACAGGGUAGUUAGAGCUUAUGAAACUUUAGGAUUGUAGGGAAUUAUCUCUCACACACACACACACACACACACACACACACACACACACACACACACACACACACACACACACACACACACACACACACACACACACACACACACACACACACACACACACACA